This is a messenger RNA of Strongylocentrotus purpuratus (purple sea urchin), 4467 nucleotides long. RefSeq lists its product as uncharacterized. The coding region runs from base 342 to 1958 and encodes 538 amino acids. NCBI's taxonomy places the organism in Eukaryota, Metazoa, Echinodermata, Echinoidea, Camarodonta, Strongylocentrotidae. The record is from RefSeq and is a predicted model, not a curated record. The transcript is spliced from 2 exons.
AGAGAGAGAUAAAAAUGGAAUAGUGAGAAGAGAAAUAUCACACUCCAUUUAAGGAAAUAACAUACACCGACCCUUGACGUCGGCUGGGUUUACCAUGACAACAAAUGUUCAAUAUUUUCACUUGUCUGAUUAUCUUAUAUAUCUGGCAAGACCAUUCUUCACUUCCUCGACAAGACAUCUUCGUGUUCACAAGCAAGAGACGCACAGAUUGCACGUUGAGCUUUAAGACAAUCUAUCAAGAGGCGAUUAACACGUUAUAAGGCGUGCAGACGGUAUUGACACUGCGGUAUUAUUAUUCAUCGAACAGUUCACGAGUGCAGAUCAUAGCGAGCUAUUGAACCAUGAAAAGAGGAAGUUGGAUACUAAGCUUUGGGACGGCGGAAGGAAAGAGCUCACACUGUGCACUAUCAAAUGUAGGCACUUUGCAGAAUUCCUAUUCCGGGUGCGGUAAAGAUAGUCGAUAUUUAGGCGAAAACGAGACUGAAAGUAUGGCAGAGAGCGAGGUUCGUGGAGCAGAGUCGUUAGGUGAGGCUGCUCAGAAGGACGACGAGAAGAGAGAUUUAAGUCGAGGUGAUUCAAUAGAGAGCAGUCUUGAUAUCGACCAGCAUAUGAAAGAUGUAGAGUUGGAAGUUAUUGCUGCUACCGAGAGAGAGCUCAGUAAGGCUGAGGACGACCGAUACAAAAUGGCAGCGCUCAUCAACCAGGAAACUGAACGAGAUAUUCGACGAUUGUACAAGAGACGGGACGAGAGACUGAGACAGAAUCAUAACGAUAUCGAGAAAAGGCGUCAAAAGAUCGUUGAAAAGAGAUUUGAACUUGUGGAACAUAUUCAUUCAUUGGGAGAUGAUAUCAUGAAAAGUGCUAACAAACUGAAAACGAAAGGUUUAUCAAGGUCACCGAAGCUUCACGCUCAGCUUACCAAGAAACGAUCAGGACAUCACAAGAAUGGUGGAGACGGCAGCUCGAAGAGUAAAUCCCCAUCUUGCGGAGUCGAGGGGCUGGCAAAGCUACUUCAUGAGACAGCUUUGGGGAUCUCAUUCAUGGAACUUGAAGGGCCGAAAGUUGGUCGAAUAAGCGGAGCUUCAGACAGGUGGGUCUUGGAAGAGAAGGUUGAGGUGGCGCCGAUGGUGGGUCUGCCAGCUCUGAAGGGCUCCAUCAACGGCUCUGAAGUAGUGGUAGAGGAUGUCAAGACAUCUUCCAUUUACGUCACCAACAUCGAAGACAAGACGACGAGGAUGGUGAUUGAAGAAAAAACACCGUUAUUCAACUGCGCGUCCCUCGACGGGGCGGUGAUCGUCUGCGGAAGCAGGAGUGGUCGGGUGGCGCUCUAUGAUAAAUCCUGGAGACACCUUCGGAAUCUGAGUUUUCCAGAGAAGUUCUUGAGCGGAGCCGAAGUGAUGUGUGUCGCGGUAGAUGGCAGCGGUAAGAUCCUGAUUGCUCAGUACGGAGGGAGUAACAUCCAUGUCUUCAACCCAUCUGGGACUCAGUGGCUUAAGACUAUUGAGAUCGAAGAGAUGAUACCUAUCCACGGCAUCCAUGCUCUACACUCGGGGAUCGCUGUUCACUCUGCUAUGUACGGAGAGCAGGUAUGCAUCCUAGACAAGGACGGCAAGGUCAAGACAAAGGUGUUCCUGGAGGAAUCUGAAGAAAAGUGCAUGAGUAUUCUCGCUACUGACCUGGCGUCCAAUUCUCUCUUCAACCUGACCUGUGGUGCUUCCAGUGGACAGUGCAUGGUGGAGGAACUGAGUGACCUUAAGUCAGGUCAUGCCAAACCAGAGAAGGUCAUUGAAUUCGCUGCUCCUCGGUUAGCUAAUGGGUUGAUUGCAGGAGAGGGGUUCAGCAUCCUGAGACCAGAUAAGAUGGUGACCUGUGAUGGGGAACAUCUUCUCGUAUAUGGGAAAAGAAAAGGCGUUAACCAUCUCCGAAAAAUAGUCACAGCCUCUCAUACAAGUAGCUAAAGUGAUAAAGAUGUUCUUUUCUGAUUUGUGAGGAAAAUUUAAGCCGCGUCUUGUAAAUAUUCGACUUUUCGUCAAACGGUACAAAUGGCAGCCUGGAGCUGACAACCGUGACAAAUAAUUUUGAAUAAUAUUAUUAUAUUUUGUACUCGUUUCUAUAUUAUGCUCUCUUGUCUUGUACAAUGUGAAGGGAAAUCAUGGCUUUUAACAAACUCUAUUCCAUUCCACGAGUGAGAAUUUUAAACAAAACACUAUUAGGUUCUUGGUAUUGGGGGUAUGUGUAGAUUUAUAUUAAGUAUAAUCGGACAAUUAAUGCUUAUCAAUGAUUGUUUAAUCACUGAAUUCAAGCAUGUAUUAAUGGCGCUUUCAAUUAUCGAUGCGGUGAUUUAUAGAUCACUUUAUUCUUUGUUUUUUAGUGACGAGUCUUCCAUGUAUUAUGAUGUAGAUCUGUAUCACAGUUGCCAAAUAACUCGGUUACAUAAUGAUAAAUACUAGUCUAAUUUGUUCUUAUCGCUUAAUAAUACGUUUCUGAGCGCAUUGCAUUGUAAUUAGUAUAUAAGGUGGGACAGUCAUCCAUUAUGUCCUAGGCCAGAAAACACCAGUGAAACACUUUUGAUUAACCCAAUUCAAUCUGAUAUUCAGAGUGAUCCAAAUGUAUUGGACUAGUGGUAAAUAUAUCAAUUUUAUUCUAGAUUUGAAAGAACCAAUGUCAGAGCAUUGCAUAAUAACGAAUUCACUAUGAUCUGUAUAAAGAUAAGCUCAUGAAUCAUAUAAAUUGUAUAUUCCAAAAAUAUCGUCCUUUCGCAAGCAGGCGACGAUAUCUUUACACCCCUAUACCUACAUGUACCCCUGUCCCCUUCGCGGAGGAUCCUUAACCCCCAUCAAUGUCUGGAUUCUGGAUACACCACUUAAGUUUUAUGUACAUUGCACAAUCAUAAUUGCGACUGUAUCUGAAAAUUGCUAAAUGUUAUUUUUGUCAUCAUUCCAAGUGUAAUCAAUCUAUGGCAUGCCCGUAUACAUGGAAUGUUAGAAGAAGGAAGUUUGUGUACUAUGUUAUCAUAACAAAACAUGCGUUUCAAGAAGUCAGAAAUCUAUCAUGACCUCAUGAACUGAAUUAGUCAAUGGUGAUUAGAAGAUUGAUGGUUGAAAUUCAUGUCUGUUACGUUGAAAUGUAAAUUGAAAGAGAAGUCGCAAAGGUUCCGUCAACUAUAUUUCUAUUUUACUGAUUCAAUACUUAACAAAGAAUUAAUGCUUAAAGAACGCCUAAUUAGGCCGGUUUUCAUGAGCUCGAGUUUGCCAAAUAGCCCUUUUGUAUUCGGGGAAUUAGCCCGAAGUUAAAAAUCGCGUCCUCAUCAACUCGGAACUAGAGCUCGAAAAAUUUGCUCAGUGUUCGCGCGUAGUGCGAGUCUUUGGGCAGGUGAAGACGGACCACAAAUAGCGGGCUAUUUUGCAAAUUGACACAAGCUCUCUUUACUUGCCAAGUAGCCCGCUAUUUCGUGACCUGGCUAAUUUUCUGGAUCGGAAAUAGCGGCUAUUUGGCAAACCUGAUAAAAACAGGCCUAUUGUCCACGAGUUUGGAGUCAUUCGGGGAAACCCCUUUCCUGGCAUUUAUGGCACAAUCAUUCCUCAUGUAACAUUUCCCUUUGAAAUAGAUAAUUAAUUCUUUCCUCAAUGGCUGAGCUAAAAUUACCUCCCUGUGAGUUAUUCAAGAAGACAUGUCUCCUUUAGCAGGGUACACAAAGUUGCCAAAGGUUUUGUAUUUGAUUGUAUUUAUUAGAAAACUCCAUUCACAUGGUGUACAUGAAUAAUUUGUUUUUAGGAAUAUUACAAAUAUGGAAUCAAUCAUUUGAAAGAUACAUGGACAUAUUAUAAAUAAUUAUACAAGUGUGUAUUCCUACAUUACUUCAUAAUAGAAUUGAUGCUUAGAAAAUGACAACUGGUGAUUCAUAUCAAAUCUUUUGUGUUGAUAAUUUACCUGCUUGCGUGUUGUAUAAAUUAUGGUAUAUGGGUAAAUCUCAUAACAAUACUUAUAACGGAAAUUACAAUGUAACAUAAUUUGGGGGUACCGUUCGAAUGGUCAGAAACACAUUUUGAGUAUCAGAUGAAAUGAAUUCUCAAAUGUGUUCAAUAAUCUGUAACACAUAAUACGAUGUCAUUAAUUUCCAACUUAAACUCGAUUUGAGAUGAAUGAAUCACAUGAUUUAUAUUAAAUGUAUCUUUAACUAAUAUGAUAUUAGGAAAAAAUAAAUGUUAAUAUGACAGUUUUAGAUAUUCGGAGAACCAAUCCCGACUAGCACUCGUGCUAACUUUUGGUUCUCCCUUUAACAACAUUUUUUAGUUACUUUUUAAGAUUAAAAAAUAUCCUUUAUUUGAAUCACUUAUACGUUAUUGGAACUCUGUGAAUUUCAAUUCCAGCCACAAAUCUCUACAUAUUAUUAAGUUAUAGCUAAUUCACAGGUUUGAUAUGACAUGAUAUAUGAUUAACUUAAUUUGUAUGGUUCAACUAUAGAUA